Neopsephotus bourkii (Bourke's parrot) is the source of this 487-nucleotide messenger RNA. Its product is annotated as 14 kDa phosphohistidine phosphatase-like. The transcript has 3 exons. Bases 64 to 411 code for a protein of 115 amino acids. The record is from RefSeq and is a predicted model, not a curated record. NCBI's taxonomy places the organism in Eukaryota, Metazoa, Chordata, Aves, Psittaciformes, Psittacidae. Gene Ontology annotation, cellular component: cytosol. Gene Ontology annotation, biological process: peptidyl-histidine dephosphorylation. Gene Ontology annotation, molecular function: protein histidine phosphatase activity.
AGGGCCUAGCGCCCCGCCCCCCGGCUUGAGCGGCGCCUGCUCGCGGGGAGUGGGGGCACCGGCAUGGCCGCGGUGCGGGACGUAGAGAUCGACCCUGAGGGCACGUUCAAGUACAUCCUGGUCCGUCUGCAGCGCCCGGGCGGUCAGGAGCCGCGGGACAUCGUCCGUGGCACCAAGGCAGCCGAGUUCCAUAAUCAUAUAUUUGAAAAAGUAAAUCCUGAGAUGGAAAAGCUGGGAUAUGAGUGCAAGUGCCUUGGAGGAGGGAAAAUUGAUCAUAAUAACAAGGAGAAGAAAAUUAGGGUAUUUGGGCUCUCGACAGGCUAUGGAAAAGCAGAUCAUUCAGUGACUGUGGAGAUACUGAAAAAAGCAUAUCCAGAUUAUGAAAUUACAUGGUCAGAUGAAAAGAAAUAAAUUGGUAAUUUAUGUACACAACAAAAACUGGUAACUCUGCGAGCUGUACUUUAAUAAAUAAAAUCAAAUGUCUUCU